Messenger RNA from Cantharellus anzutake, 1020 nucleotides. Its product is annotated as kinase-like domain-containing protein. Lineage: Eukaryota; Fungi; Basidiomycota; Agaricomycetes; Cantharellales; Hydnaceae. The coding region runs from base 1 to 1020 and encodes 339 amino acids. Gene Ontology annotation, cellular component: cytoplasm. Gene Ontology annotation, molecular function: ATP binding; protein serine/threonine kinase activity. The record is from RefSeq and is a predicted model, not a curated record. The transcript has 6 exons. Gene Ontology annotation, biological process: actin filament organization; actin cortical patch assembly; peptidyl-threonine phosphorylation.
AUGGCCACGAUACAUGGCCCUCAUCUUGCGCAAAGGGCUGCGCAGCCAGGAUACAGGCAUCAGAACCAGAACUACCAACCGGGAUUGCUUCAGCCCGGACAAGUUAUCCAUGUCAAUUCCUAUGUGGUGACCAUUGAGCGAUACUUGAGCCAAGGUGGCUUUGCUCACGUGUAUGUAGUCCAAUCGCAAGCGCCAAUCAAUGGAACGCGCCAGCAUGUGCUUAAAAGGAUCGCUGUCUCCAAUGAGAGUAUGUUGAGAGAUGUGAAGAAGGAGGUUGACGUCAUGAAAGGCCUAAGGGGCCACCCGAAUAUCGUCAACCUCAUUGAUGCCACCUCGAUUCCCUCCCCUAAUGGGACAUUUGAAGUAUUUAUCCUCAUGGAGUUUUGCCCAGGUGGUGGAAUUAUUGAUAUGAUGAACCGUCGGUUAAGGGAAAGAUUGACGGAGGCGGAAAUAUUGCAGAUAUUCGUUGACGUUUGUGAGGGGGUAGCGUGCAUGCAUAAUCUUAAGCCACCUUUAAUCCAUCGGGACCUCAAGGUUGAGAAUAUCCUACAGGCAUCCCAAGCAAGCUUCAAAUUGUGUGAUUUUGGUUCCGCAGUAACAGUUCAUCCACGUCCACCUUCGACAACCGCAGAGCUACGCGCCUUAGAAGCCGAUAUCAACAGGCAUACCACAUUUCAGUAUCGUGCUCCGGAGAUGAUAGAUGUCUAUCUCAGAAGGCCUGUGGAUGAGAAGUCCGAUGUUUGGGCGCUGGGUGUGCUGCUCUACAAGCUAUGUUACUACACUACCCCUUUCGAAGAACAUGGACAAUUGGCCAUAAUCAACGUCUCCUAUCGGAUUCCCUCCUAUCCCGUUUAUUCUAAUAGUAUGAAGGUCUUAAUCGCGUCUACGCUUCAAGAACACGGCGCACAACGCCCCACAGUUUUCGAUCUCUUGGAACAGGUCCAUCGUCUCCGAGGGACGAAGCCUCUAUUCCGUUAUGUAUGCUUGGUCCACUCCUUUAUCGCCAACUUCCACAGUUGA